This is a messenger RNA of Cucurbitaria berberidis CBS 394.84, 1790 nucleotides long. RefSeq names its product glycoside hydrolase family 27 protein. Gene Ontology annotation, biological process: carbohydrate metabolic process. Gene Ontology annotation, molecular function: hydrolase activity, hydrolyzing O-glycosyl compounds. The record is from RefSeq and is a predicted model, not a curated record. The transcript has 3 exons. Bases 20 to 1378 code for a protein of 452 amino acids. NCBI's taxonomy places the organism in Eukaryota, Fungi, Ascomycota, Dothideomycetes, Pleosporales, Cucurbitariaceae.
CCUCCAUAAACCUCAAACUAUGGCUCUGCGCUUCGCAUUUAUCGAAUUAGCAUUGUUUGGUCUCGGCUCCGCCUUGGUGUCGAAGGAUGGAGUCACUGGCCGACUACCAGCAAUGGGCUGGAACUCCUGGAACGAAUACGAGUGCGCCAUUAACGAGACUGUUUUUCUUACAGUUGGCGAGCUGCUCGUAUCCCUCGGCUUAAAAGACCUCGGCUAUACGCACGUCAACAUUGAUGAUUGUUGGAGCGACAAAGAAAUACAGCGAGACAAUGUCACGGGAAAGAUUAAUCCAGAUUACAAGAAGUUCCCUCAAGGCAUCAAGCAUACCGCAGAUGAGAUCCACAAGCUCGGACUCAAGCUGGGCAUCUAUGGUGAUGCGGGCACUCUGACGUGCGCUUUGUAUGCUGGUUCUCUAGGCCACGAAGAGCUUGAUGCCCAGACAUUUGCUGAAUGGGGUAUUGACUAUCUAAAGUAUGACAACUGUAAUGUCCCACACGAAUGGGAUGAUGAGUAUCGAUGGUGGCCGGAUAACUGGCGAGGAGGACCUCCCAACGAGGACCAGACUGCUGGCGGAGUUGGCGAUUCUAAUCAAGCCGUGGCACCACCAGGUUAUGACUGGACAACAUCAAAAACCUUCGAUCGCUACAAAACCAUGCGUGAUGCUCUUCUGGCUACCAACCGAACAAUCGAGUACUCACAAUGCGCAUGGGGUCACGCUCACAUCGAUGAGUGGGGCAACAGCACUGGUCACAGCUGGCGAAUGUGGGGCGACAUCCAUCCUGUAUGGCCAGUUGUCACGACAAUCCUCAAUCAUGCAGCGUUCUUCUACAACAGUAGUAAUUUCUGGGGCCACGCUGAUUAUGACAUGCUCGAAGUUGGCAAUGGCGACUUGACUAUCGAGGAGAACCGCUCGCAUUUUGCGAUGUGGGCAGCCUUGAAAUCACCCCUUAUCAUCGGUACACCGCUUGACGGUAUCAAGCCAGAAAUCUUAGCAAUCCUGGCCAAUAAGGAGCUCAUUGCCUUCAACCAGGACCCAAUCCACGGAGAAUCCGCUAAGCCGUACAAAUGGGGCGUCAAUCCGGACUUUUCGUGGAAUCAAUCACAUCCCGCGGAGUACUGGAGUGGGGAGUCUUCUAAGGGCACCCAUGUGUUUGUUCUUAAUACAUUGGACACUACGCAGAACAAGACAGUUGACUUUGCCGAAGUGCCAGGACUAGAUGCAAAGACUGAGUAUACUGUUAUUGAUUCGUGGACUGGCAAAGAGCAGGGUCGCUUCCAGGGGAAGUAUCAUGCUGUUGUUGAACGACAUGAUACAAUGGCGAUUAGAAUCGUCAAAGCCGGUAGUAGCGGCUAUAACUUUCAAAAGAUAUUGUGGUGAAACUUGCGCUUCCCACUUCCAGAACACCCUGUUCUAUAUUUGCGGGUCCACAAACGCUCCUAUCCCAAUUAUCCUGAAAUAAAGCAUAUGCAUCGUUGAAGUCUUGGUAAACUCCGGGACACGAGUUCGUGAGAGAAGGAUAGCGUCGUUCAUCCUUUGCUCUAAGCCGAUUUUCAUACCCGUUCUGGUUGUUGUAGAGAUAUACCUCUCAUUAUUAGGAGGGUCGAUAGGAAUCUGUACAUGCUCUGUCCACAUAUGCUCAGAUAGAUUAGUUUCUAGCCUACCAUCGUCGUUUUGCCCUAACCAACUUCAAGUGACUUUUGGCACUAAUAGCAAGCCCAGCGUUCUUGGCAACUUAUCCUUUGGCAAGCAAGUAUGUCCUACAAACUCUUUAUGAAAUGUCAAACUAGCU